ACCCCCCCUCUCCCUCUCUCUUUCCUGACAGAGAUGUGGUACGGGGUCUUCUUGUGGGCCCUGGUGUCGUCGCUCUUCUUCCACGUCCCGGCAGGACUGCUGGCCCUCUUCACCCUCCGGCAGCACAGAUACGGCCGCUUCGUCUCCGUCAGCAUCUUCCUCAUGGGCAUCCUGGGGCCCUUGGCGGCCGGGACCUUGACAAGCGCUGCCGUCGCCGGUGUCUACAGAUCUGCUGGGAAGGAGAUGAUCCCCUUUGAGGCCCUGAUUUUGGGGGUGGGCCAGACCGUCUGUGUGGUGCUGAUUUCCUUCUUGCGGAUUUUAGCCACUCUUUAGCAUCAGCCUGGACAUUGGCCGCCAGCAAGAAAAGCGCAACGCUGUGCUGAAUUCAAAAGCCUGAGAUCCGUGGGGAAAAGCUGCGUGAAAACUUCGCUGGAGGAAGAGGGACCUGCGGAAAACCUUUGUCGUGUUCUUGUGAUGCUUCUCUUCACUUCACUGAGAUUUGCUCGGGGGAAUGUGAGCGCAGACCAAAUUAAUUUUCUCUCCACAAACAGGUUCUUGCAGCUUGGAAGGACCGCUUCUUGUCUACAGUUGAGCAGCUAAAAGUCACCGAGAAGGCCGUUAUUCAACACACAUACACAGUUCUAGCAAAGAUGCGGUGGCUUUCUAGCAGCCCUUGAGGUCUGAUUGCAAAAUGGCAGGCAGGUUCUAGUGAAAAAACAAAUGCAAAUUAGAUGUACGAGGGUCUGCAUCAUUUAAAUAUUUCCAGAGUGCUGCCACGUAAACUGGAAGCAUUUUCGUCUUGCUUGUGACACUGAACAGGCUUUUAGUCUCUUGUCUGAAAUCAAAACCAAUUCUGUAUUUAUAUUUUGCAACUUUUUCCCCCCUGACCUCAAGUGCCAACCUGGGUGUGUGUGUGUGUGUGUUUUCCCCCUUGGAGAGGGUGGAUUAAGCAAACAAGCAGAGGGGUUGUGCUACGGGAUCACAGAACAUCCGUCACAGAUUCUCUCCUGGAACGGUCCCCUUGAAGAAAUUCCACGCGUUAAUCAGGUUGUUGUCAGAGAGAUGCACUUUAACGAACUCGGAUGAAUGUGAACUGGAAACUGCAGAAGAAAUUCUGUCGGCGUCCUCUUCCUCGAAACAAGCUUUUUGGUUUUCCUUUAGGGCUGUGUUUGGACUGCAGCAAUGGCUCAGAAAAACAAUCUGUUGCUACCUCAAAAACACAAAAUGGAUGAUGAAGUUCAGUUCCCCUGAAUCUCGUGGAUGGUCACUGUGUUCCUUGUACGUGAGAACCUGGCAAAUUCCAGUCAUUGCUAUUACGAUUAUUAGUUUGAGAGUGUCGGGUGCUCCUCUGUUAUUAAAGCCCUCGGUGAUUAUAUUGUGUAGAAUCCCUCUCAGAUAUUUUGGCCCCAUUUCUGUGAAGAGUUAUCACGAUCAAUUAUUGUCUUACUCUUCUUUGUUGUGACCAUCAGAACGACACUGCUUGGGUUUUGUGUAGAGUUGAAGAAGUGCGCGUGUGUGUAUGUGAGCGCUAAUGAUCCUGCUGACGAAGCUCGGAUUGCUUUUGUUUUCCCACACAAGUGCCUGGGCAGCCUGCCCCCCACCUCUAGGGACCAGUCUUAUAACCUUUGGCCACCCCUUCCUCCUCCUCCUCCUCCUGCAGUGCCACUGUCUGCAGACUCCCAAGUUGCUCUAGGAGAAUUUUAUUUUUAUUUUAUUAGAUUUUUGGAAGCGUUGCUUCUCUUGAGUGUCACCCAUCUGUCUCAAAAAGAAGAAUCCUGGGGUACUUUCUUUUGAGGUCAUGGCAAGGCCCUUCAGAUGUUCGGGGCUCACCAUGAGACACCCCUCAGAUGGGACUGCCCUGCCUCAGAAUACAGAGCAGGUACAGCUUCCUUAAAAACCACCUUUUCCAAAUUUAGAGAAUGUUUCCUUCCAAAGAAAACCAUGUCAUGGAUGGUGCUUUGAAUCAGAUUUCCUCUGCCUGCAGUUGGAAGUGAAGUUGUCCCUGAAUUUUUGUAUCCACUCUAAACAGGCGAAUACCAAAACCAGCCUCUCGCCUCCAUCCAUCAUUUGUACAGUUUCCCCCAUUACUGUUUGUCGCUGUUCAGCUGCUGUAACAGAAUGGGGGGCCGUGCGAUGAGCCUUUGGCCACCAUGUCUGACGAGUGGAAAUUCUACAGUGUUUUAACUUCUCUGGGCUUAAUAUCUACUGUUGCUGGCUGCAGAGAGAAUGAACAAUCAGGAAGAGGCUGUAUGUUAUAUGCAAUUGUUGGGCUUAAGAAGUUGGAGGUCACAACCAUGUUAGGAUAUUUCAGCUGUCUCCUAAGAAGGGUGGCGCAAUGUGUGGUUGCAAUUCGCCGACUUCCAACCUUCCCCUAGAUCUGGAAGAAGCUGGUACAGCCUUUUAAUUUCUCUCACUUUUUACUCUUUGGUUUUAGUUUUCCUAGAUUUUGUCAAGGGAGAGGAAAUCCCUCCUUCCUUUUCUCUCCUCCUACCCCAUGAUCAAAUUUCUUCGUUUUGAUCUUUAGCAGUCUGGAUUGUAAUUUUACCGGGCUUCAGAGACCUGCCUUGUCUGGACAAGGUGGAGAAGAUCACUUGUCCAUAAGAACAAGGAUGUCUGCAACUCUUUCAUGAUAGGGAAGCUAGAGGCUUAGUGGGACCUGGCAGACCUUCCUGGAAACCCCCGUUGCCAACAGAAAUGGAAAAGCCAGGCGAGAGACCACUGCUGACAUUUGUGGAGGCUCAACCUGCUGGUUUUCAAGGACACACACAGGGCGGCAGUGGCUGUGGAUGCCUCAAGGGUGUUUCCUGUGGCGAAGAUCUCCACCGAGGUGUAAGAGGGCAUCUAAGGGUGGAAUUUGCACCGAAAUCUCAAGAACUCGUGACUGUGAAUCCAAAGCUUUGUGAGGGAUGGAAAGAAGAUACGGUGGUCUCGAGGCAUUUUCUGAGCCUUGGCUUUCUUAUAACGGGGGUGGCACAUAUGAACAAACACCUGUAUGGCAGAAGUGCUAAUCAGUUUUUAUUUUUCUACUGAUUCUGGCAUUGGUAUUUUAGCUAAUAAAAUCUUGACUGAUCCCUUGUGAA
This is a messenger RNA of Pogona vitticeps (central bearded dragon), 3080 nucleotides long. The record is from RefSeq and is a predicted model, not a curated record. NCBI's taxonomy places the organism in Eukaryota, Metazoa, Chordata, Lepidosauria, Squamata, Agamidae.